This is a messenger RNA of Epinephelus lanceolatus (giant grouper), 1391 nucleotides long. The record is from RefSeq and is a predicted model, not a curated record. Lineage: Eukaryota; Metazoa; Chordata; Actinopteri; Perciformes; Serranidae.
UUUUGAAUCCAGCUCGCCAUCAGACGGAAUUGUGUUGUGCUCUUGUAAAUAUGCCACAUGUAAUAGGUAUCAUAUAGACGUUUAUUACAGUGACGUUUCAUUGUAUUUUACUGUGCUGUCGGAUAACGAUGGGGAUCGAAAGGCAAACUCGACGAAGGCUCUGUUCCUGGUUUGUUUUUCAUUCGGCUCUGCUGUUGUUUGUCGGGAAACAGGCUUUGGCAGAAAUAAGAUAUUCUAUUCCAGAGGAGGUGAAAGAUGGGACUGCUGUCGGGAAUGUUGCGAAGGAUCUUGGCCUUGACAUCACCUCUUUGAUUGACCGACGGUUCCGUGUUGUGUCUGAAUCUAAGGAUGCAUUUUUUGAGGUAAACCAGAACAAUGGAGCUCUGUAUGUCCAUAAGAAAAUCGACAGAGAGGAGCUGUGUCAUGGCAGUGGUGCAUGUCUAAUAGAGCUGAAAGUCAUAGUGGAAAACCCUCUGGAAAUACACUAUGUAGUUGUAGAAAUUACUGAUGUAAAUGAUCAUUCUCCUGGUUUCCCCGAAAAAGUGCAGACGUUUGAAAUCUUUGAACAAACACUACCUGGAAGGCGAUUUCAACUACACACUGCUCGUGAUCCCGAUGCUGGAAUUAAUUCUAUUCGUACAUACACUUUAACAUCAAAUGAACAUUUUGAAGUGGACAUCCGCCAAAGCGACGAGGAUAAGAUACCAUUUUUAGUGCUGAAGAAAUCGUUAGACAGAGAACUAAAGAACAAACACACGCUGCUGGUUACAGCAGUUGAUGGAGGCAAACCUCCAAGAUCAGGAACACUGAAUGUUUCUAUUAUUGUUCUUGACAGUAAUGAUAAUCGUCCGAUGUUUAGUCAGGAGAUUUACCAAAUAGAAAUACAAGAAAAUGUUCCAAUCGGUACUUCAAUAUUUCAAAUGAAUGCAACGGAUCCUGAUGAAGGCACCAACAGUGAAAUUGAAUACAGCUUCGGAAAAACUUUGAAGAAAAAAGUGUAUGACAUCUUUGAACUUGACAAAUUAACUGGAGAGAUUAAAGUAAAAGGGGAGGUGGAUUAUGAAGAAAACGAUGUUUAUAAACUGGAUGUGGAGGCAUCCGAUAAAGGAACACCUCCACUGACAGGUGAGUGUAGACUCCUUAUAAAAAUCAAAGACGUCAAUGAUAAUGCACCGGAAAUAGAAAUCACAUCACUGUCAAAUACAGUGUCUGAAGAUUUAAAGCCUGGUACAAUGAUUUCUCUCAUCACUGUGAAGGAUAAAGACUCCGGUGUCAAUGGAAAAAUUAUUCUAAGCAUAACCUCAGAGGUGCCUUUUGAAUUAAAGCCCUCCUAUAAGGAGAACAUAUAUUCAGUUGUUACGAAGGGAUUUUUGGAUCGAGAGGAGGUGUCA